Ziziphus jujuba (common jujube) is the source of this 4565-nucleotide messenger RNA. Its product is annotated as myosin-binding protein 3. The transcript has 3 exons. The coding region runs from base 1410 to 4331 and encodes 973 amino acids. Gene Ontology annotation, molecular function: myosin binding. NCBI's taxonomy places the organism in Eukaryota, Viridiplantae, Streptophyta, Magnoliopsida, Rosales, Rhamnaceae. The record is from RefSeq and is a predicted model, not a curated record.
CUUGUACCUGGUCUACUAAUUAAAGUUAAAAAAAUACUACUUAAAGUUGUGGUUUGGUAAGCUUUUGGUUAAGAUUAUUCAAUUAACAUUCCAUGUGUUUUUCAUACCCAUCAAUAACCUUUUCAAAAGUAGAAUAAAGCAGAGGCCCCAACAGAAAAAAUUGGGGAAGAAAGAGAGAGAGAGAGAGAUCCCACAAACAUUAUUGCUUAGCUUUAUUCACACAGGCUCUCAAAUCGUUAUCACACUUCCUUGCUCUGAUCCACUUCUUUCCAAUGUUUCCACACUUCCAUCUUUUUUUUUUUUUUCUUUUUUUUUCUUUUUCUCUCUUUUUCCAGAGACUUUCCACCGUGUUUUCCACUGUUCACAACCAGGUUUCAUCAUUCCCUUCCUUUCUCUCUCUCUCUCUCUCUCUCUCUCCUUUUGUUCGUUAUGAAUAAUAGUCCAUUGUUUUUAUAUUCUUUAGUAAUGUAUCAUCUUGGCCGCUAAUAGCUUUUUCGUUUUUCGCUAAGAAGCCGCUAAAAACUUAGAUUAGAAAGUUAAAAAACUUUGUAACAUAUAGUUUUUAUUUAUUUAUUUAUUUCUUGUAACGUAUAGUUUCAAAUUUAGAGCGUGGUCAAGUUAUUGUUGUCUAAUAUUUGUAUAUAGAUUUUAUAUAUAUAUAUAUAUAUAUAUAUAAUUUUUAUUUACUAGGCAUUAUUGACCAAUUUAUACCGGCCAUCACAUUAAUUUCCAGUAAGUUUGUGUUCUACAUUAAUGUCCAGUUUGAAAUUACAUUAUCUGCGGUAAUUGGUAUAUUCCAUAAAUUAUAUGUAAUUGACCACAUACACUAACAAAUGAUGAAGAAACAAAAUAGAUUUGGAGAGGCUCGCUAACAUUCACAAUUCCAUUUGUAUGAGCUAUCACAAUUCAAUUUUAGAGGCAUCUGGUUUACCAUAAACCAUUAGAAAAUACCCUUUGUAAAUUAUGCGCACACACACACACACAUACAUAUAUACAAUAUUUUCUUUUCAAUUGAAAAACCCAUUACAGUUCACAACUUCUUAUGAUAUAUAAUACCCUCCCUAUAUAUAUCAUAUCUAGUACGAAGUAGUAGUACUAGAACUGUUAUUGUCCAAAUAAAAAUAAACUUGUUGCUCCCACAGUGGGAGAUUCAAAGUCCACAUGGCUCUGGAACUAAUAAAAUUGUGUGUUUUAGUUAAGCAGUAAACAUCUAUUUACCAUUUAGCAGCUAAAAGAUAUUUAUUCACCAAAAAGCAUUAUGGUUGCAACACAAUUACAGUACGAGCAACUUUAGUCUUUGUUCUUCUGUAAAGAACUCAAAAAUCCAUUCUCUCUCUCUCUCUCUCUCUCUGGUGUGCUUUGUGCUUUUGUGAACCUCCGAAGAUAGCAAGGAGACUUUCACACAAUCCAUGGCUUCCAACAGGUUUGCAACCAUGUUGCAUAGAAACACCCACAAACUCAUUCUAAUUCUGGUUUAUGCACUUCUUGAAUGGGUUCUGAUAAUCCUUCUGCUCUUAAACUCCUUGUUCAGCUACUUGAUUACCAAAUUUGCAAAUUACUUUGGUCUUAAAAAGCCCUGCCUGUGGUGUUCUAGAGUUGAUCACAUCUUAGAACCUGGUAAAGGAACAAAGUCUUAUACAGAUCUUGUAUGUGAGAGCCAUGCAAUGGAGAUUUCUCAAUUGGGUUACUGCUCAAACCAUCAAAAAGUUGCUGAAUCACAAAAAAUGUGUGGGAAUUGCUUGGCCUCUCAGCCAAAUUAUAUCGGAAAAUCCACGGGAAUGACUAGGAGGAUGGCUUUCAUAUCGUGGAUGAACGACAACAGGCUCGAAAAUGAUGAAAAUGUUUUCACGUGUUCUUGUUGCAAUGAGAGCUUGAGCAGCAAAAAUCAACAUCCUCAUUUGCUGUUUAAGUCAGCUUGGGAAUCUAUGGAGUACAACCAGAAAGGAGAUUUGAUUAUAGAAGCAAUGGAUGGUGAUGAUAAUGACAACAAUGGAGGUGAGUACCUUGGGUCAAUAAAACAUGAUAAGCUGCCAAAUCACAGCAAGAAUAUUGAUUGUGAGAUGGAAAUAAACAACGAAGAACAUGAUGAUGAUGGUGAUACUAGAAUAGCAGAUGAAAAUCGUUUUCCUUCUAAUGUUCAUAGCUUUAGCUUGAGAGAAACACCAGAGGAAGAUUGUUUAAGUUCUGCAUCAAUGUUUAUUUGUUAUGAAAAGGAAGCAAUGGAAGAUAACAAAUCAAGUUCACUUGACAUUGCGAGGCAAGAUUCUAAUGGCACCGAGUUCGGUACUCAAUUCUCGGAUGGUUCUACCAUCCAUUGUUGUUCUGAAGAAGAUGAUUUAGUUGAAAUUAUUGAUCUCUCUUGCAAGGAUCAUAGGAUUCAUGAUCUCAAUCAUCGUUUGAUUCCUAUCGAGUUGAUCGACUUUUCAACAAGAGCAGACCAGGGACUCUACAGCUUAAAAGAGGAAGAUAGCGUAAAGCAUUCUCAUGAGGAUGAAAAUCUACAUUAUAAUUCAAGAGUUGGAUCACAACUCGAAAUUGCAGGCAAAGCAGAAUUAGUAAUAAUGAACAAAAGCGCAGAGAAGACAGGUAAUGGAGAAUUUGAAAGCUCGAAAAUGGAGGAGGCUGCUGUUGAUAAAUCUUCAUUGCCAGAUGGUGAAGAUAGAGAACAAGAUUUGGUAGGAAAGUCAAGUGAACAAGUUUUUACAAGUCAAGAAGUUCAAACUUUAUCAACCAAUGUUAAAAAAGUAGCCAUGGAAAAUCCAAACAACCAACCAGCAGCAGAAUCUAAAGAAGAAAGGGAUGCAUUUUUGGAUGAUCAAACUAUUUCAAGAACCUUGGUAAGCACACAAGUUUCUGAUUGUUCAGCUGAUCAAUUUCAAGAAGAUCAAUCUCUCAUAAACAAUGAUGGUGCUGAAAUUUAUAAGGGUCCUGAUGCGUUAAUGGCUCAGAAUGAUCAUGGUUCACAACAUAUGGAAAAAGCUGUAGUGCAUAGGGAAACAGGUUCAGUUGAAAAAAACCAAAAUGGGACAGAAAAUCUAUGCUUGCUUUCAGAGGAUAAUGAACCGAAGGAAGAGAAAUAUCCUGACACACCGACUUCUGUUGAGAAUCUCCAUUACUUGGAGAAGAAGCAGCUGCAAUUCGAGAGGAGGGAAUCCGGGACAAAGGAGUCUUUCUAUGGAAAUGUCGUUAAUCAACUGGAAGGUAGUGAUGUAGUUACAACUAUUGAAGCACUUAAAGCAGCUUUGCAAGCGGAUCGAAAAGUACUGAGUGCUUUAUAUGCAGAACUAGAGGAAGAGAGGAGUGCCUCUGCAAUAGCUACCAACCAGACAAUGGCAAUGAUAACCAGGCUUCAAGAAGAAAAAGCGGCUAUGCAAAUGGAGGCCUUGCAAUACCAAAGGAUGAUGGAAGAACAAUCCGAGUAUGAUCAGGAAGCUUUACAGCUACUGAAUGACCUGAUGGUCAAAAGAGAGAAGGAGAAGCAGGAACUCGAGAAAGAAUUGGAAGUAUAUCGAAAGAAGGUCGUCGAUUACGAGGAGAAAGAGAGUUUGAGGAUGAUAAGAAGGAUAAGAGAUGGAAGUGUAAGAAGUGGGAACUCAUCUGCUUCUUGCAGCCAUGAAUGUUAUAGUGAUCAUGAGCUAUCUAUUGAUCUAAAUCAUGAAGGGAGGGAUGGAGAUACUAUGAGCUUCAAUGGCAACCAAGAAAGCAGUAACUACAAUACUCCAGCUGCUGAAAUCAUAAAUUUGGAGGAAAUGGCUUUAGACUGUGUGAAGAAUAUUAGUGUUCUUGAUGACUCAUUGGUAGAAUUCGAGGAAGAGAGGACAUCCAUACUUGAUCAGCUUAAAGCAUUGGAGGAGAGGCUAAUCAAAUUGGGUGUCAGUAAUGAAUUAUCCGAGGAUCAUAAUGAUUUUAGCAGUCUAGAAGAUAAUGGUUUUUCAAAAGACAAACAUUACCAUGAGGAAAAAACAUUGAGCUCCAUGGCAAAGAGUCUGCUUCCACUAUUAGAUGCAGCUGGUGAUGAAACUGAUCAGGAAGGACUAAGAUAUGAAGACAAUGUUGUUGAAUAUAAAUCUGAUGAUCAAAUUCAGGUUUCUGAAUUGGACAAACAGAAAGUAAUCAAAAUCGAGGAGGUUGACCAUGUGUAUGAGAGGCUACAAGCUCUUGAAUCAGACAGUGAGUUUCUGAAACAUUGUAUGGGCUCUAUAAAGCAAGGAGAUAAAGGAAAGGAUCUUCUUCAAGAGAUAUUGCAGCAUUUAAGGGAUCUAAAAACCAUUGAACUCCAAGAAAGGAAUAUGCAUCGUGGUUCUUUGAGUUUUGGUGAAGUUCCUUUAUAAUUUGUUCAUUUCUUCUAAUCAUUUCCAUGGUAUCAGAUUAUCCUAUCCUACUUUUUGGUUAUUGAAAAACCAGUAUGAAAUAUUUGUAAAACAACAUACAAUUACUAUGUGAUUGUCAUUGAUAUUUUUAGGUUUUGUGAAAUGUUUGUGUUAUGCUUUUCAUUUUGCCUUCCGAACUAUAAAACCUUCAUGUUGUAUCUUGAUCUAUGUUUAUUGGUUUAAUUAGUCUAAUCA